ACUUCUAAUUUUCCCUUCUUUCAAAUCUCCCCAGCGGAAGCGUAAGUAAUAUUAGCAUUAGCACUCGACUCGUUUUAGACGCUGCAACAUGUCUGCACUGCUAAAAGGACUCGCCCGUAUCCGCUCAGCUCCAGCUCUGCGGGGGACAGGCUUCACUCAGCGGGCUAACAUUACAACAAAACCCGCAAAGGAUGCUCUAGGAGCAGCUGAGACAACAAUCGGUCUUGGUCUGUUUGGAAUGGCCAUCCUGGUUCCAUCCGGUUGGGUCCUGGUUAACCUUGAGAGCUACAAGAAGAAGGAGGCCUGAAAAAGUAGUCUGCUACGAUCAUUUCCUUCAAACUCCUUUCGGGACCAUUGGAACCUCUGA
Messenger RNA from Ictalurus punctatus (channel catfish), 367 nucleotides. RefSeq names its product cytochrome c oxidase subunit 8A, mitochondrial. The transcript is spliced from 2 exons. Gene Ontology annotation, biological process: mitochondrial electron transport, cytochrome c to oxygen. The record is from RefSeq and is a predicted model, not a curated record. Lineage: Eukaryota; Metazoa; Chordata; Actinopteri; Siluriformes; Ictaluridae. Gene Ontology annotation, cellular component: mitochondrion.